Messenger RNA from Lagenorhynchus albirostris (white-beaked dolphin), 2791 nucleotides. RefSeq names its product cyclin dependent kinase inhibitor 2B (gene CDKN2B). The coding region runs from base 423 to 818 and encodes 131 amino acids. The record is from RefSeq and is a predicted model, not a curated record. Gene Ontology annotation, cellular component: nucleus. Lineage: Eukaryota; Metazoa; Chordata; Mammalia; Artiodactyla; Delphinidae. Gene Ontology annotation, biological process: regulation of cyclin-dependent protein serine/threonine kinase activity; negative regulation of cell population proliferation. The transcript has 2 exons. Gene Ontology annotation, molecular function: cyclin-dependent protein serine/threonine kinase inhibitor activity; protein kinase binding.
GCGGAGCCUAAGGAGGUGGGAAGCACCCAGCCCGACUGCCCAGCUGGAAAAGAACUCAGUCCCUGCCGGCUCUCCACUCCGGCAGAGUGUAGCUCGGCGGUGAGGACGCUGCAACGCGCCCGCACUCUGCGGCCAGAGUGGAUCGCGCGACGUUGCGGCUGCGCGAGGGGCCUUUUCCUGGGAGCCAUCCGGGAAAAGCCCGGCUUAACUACAGGCCUUUCGGCCAUUGGACGGACCCCCCAAGCCGCAGAAGGACGGCGAAAGGGGACUGAAGCUAAACUGAGCUCUUUCCGAGUGGGGAGAGCCCGCUAGGGCGAGGUGGGAAGGAGGGGUGGGGCGUGUUGCGAAGCUCACGGCCAGCGGUGGAUUAUCCGGGACACUUUGCGCCUGGGGGCUGCGAAGUGAGCGAGGAGGACAAGGGCAUGCUCAGUGGUGGCGGCGGUGAUGCGGCCCUUUCCAACGCCGCGGCGCGGGGGCAAGUGGAGGCCGUGCGGCAGCUCCUGGAAGCCGGUGCUGAUCCCAACAGACUCAACCGCUUCGGGAGGCGCCCGAUCCAGGUCAUGAUGAUGGGCAGCGCCCGCGUGGCCGAGCUGCUGCUGCUCCACGGUGCGGACCCCAACUGCGCAGACCCCGCCACCCUCACCCGACCCGUGCACGACGCCGCCCGGGAGGGCUUCCUGGACACGUUGGUGGCGCUGCACCGAGCCGGGGCGCGGUUGGACGUGCGCGACGCUUGGGGCCGCCUGCCCGUGGACCUGGCUGAGGAGCGGGGCCACCGCGACGUCGCCCGCUACCUGCGCGCGGCCGAGGGAGACUGAUGGCGCUUGCACACAGCCGCCCCAAACGAUUUUUCUUUUCUCUCCAGUUCCUCACCCCAACUUAGUUCAAUGAGGUCUGCAAACGUGGAGCGGCGGAAGUCUUCCUGGGCGACCUGAUUCCCCGCAGGGAAGGAGGGGCAGACCGGGAAGAAAUUUUUUUUCUCUUUUUUUCUCUGGAUGCAGCCCUCGACAUUCACCGUGAAGUGAAACGCAGAGAGGUGGGGCAAAUGGAUUUCCAGCGAGAUUUAGGAGCCGAAUGUGGAAUUCCCAGGUUUAUUUUUCAGGGUUUUCUGGCGAAAAGUGGCACAUGAAGAAAUCCGCGAAGGAACCCAAGCGCUGCGAAUCUUCACACAAAAGAUGCUGGGGCGGAGUGGGAGGCGGCGGUGACUGGCAUUCGGGUGGGAGGCAGGUGAUAACGUUCGCCCCAUUGACCUUGAAAGACCCCCCCCCUUUAAGCCCCUACGUCAGGCGUUAGGCCCUGGGGAUAUGAGGGCAAAGCUGAAGACGGAGGACCAAGCGAUGAUGACGGUCGUCGUGGGCUCUUUCUUUACAAGCUGCACGGAGCAGAGCAGGUCACGUGCAAAACGCUCCAUACUGGAAGCCUUGGGGACUCGCGCCCAGCUACACCGGAUAGUGACGGAGAAGAGAGGACCCGGAAGCCACCUCGAACUUGCCUGCUUAUUCUAAAGUCCCCAGGGCAAGGUGGUUCUGAACAGCUCUCCGAAAGGGGCGCUCGUUUGCUGUUGUUAAAUAAAGGCGAGAUUCUUGCGGCGUUCCAGCAGUCCGCGCACAGACUGAAGUCGGGGAUUGUAGCGAGAGCAACUGUAGGUAGGCAGUUAACUGUAACGAUUUGUUUAAUCUAUGAACGGUAGGAUACAGAGAGCCCCCUGUAAAUUGCCACUUGAAAAGAUUUCGUGAUAUUUUGUACUUCUGGGUGGUUCUUCAAUAGCAGUCUUACUUACGGAGACUUUAAAUAACAAAGUAACUCGUGGCCCUUGGGAAAGAGGUGAGGAAGAACUACAGCUUUUACACGAAGCUAUGGCACAGUAGCAACGCCCAGAUUGCUUUGAUCCUUAACCUAUUUAUUUCUCUGUUAAAUUUUCUGUUUCCUUUACUACAGUCUCAGGGGGUCAAACAAUGAAAUAUUACAAAUGUAUUUUAGAAGAUCCAUGCACUUACCCAGUAAAUUAUCUCAGGAUAUUUCCCAAAGCGUUGCUAAGAGUAGACUGAAUAUAAAACUGUUGAAAAUAUAUGAUGAUGGCUCGCGGAAUGUCUUAAUAUCUGCUGAACAAACUAAAGGUGUACUGUUUGGGGAUUUAAUUUCCAGUGUUGCUUGAUACAUUACAGCAUUGGAAUAACUGAUAUUUCACUGUUUUAAUGUAAAAAAAAUUGAGAUUGGACUCCAAGAUUUUGGCUUAAAACAUGAUUCCAUUCCUAAUUUAAAGAAAUUGUGGAAUCUGAUGACAACCUGAUAUUAAGGGAAACUAAAUCAAGAAAAUGUGGUUGGGUACUAUAGGGUUCUCUGAGAUCCACAGCCAUAUAUAUAUUAUAUAUAUAUUAUAUAUAUUUGGCAAAUAUAUAUAUAUUCGGCAAAUAUAUAUAUCUAUAUAUUUGGCAAAACCAAAACAUCAUACAUUAUUGGAAAAUCAAGUACCACCUGGUUGCACUGAAAUAGUAAUUUAUGAAUACAUGUAAAAGUAAAUUCAGAUUUCAAAUCCACCUGGUAGGCAGAUUUGGUCAAUGUGUUUUAUCAGCAGCACAAGAAGUAUAUACUGUUAAAUCUGUUUAAGAUUUCACUUUGAAGGAUACAUGCAAGCAAAUAUAGCUCUAUAUACAUGAGCCCUGCUUCUGGCUCUAUUUUACAAUUACAGAAAAAUAUACGUGUUAAUUUCUGUAUCUAAAUCUAAAAUAUUACCAAGGUUUGUACACAUCUUACUACCUGACCUUCAUUGCAAGAUCUGGAAGUGAAAUAA